Patiria miniata (bat star) is the source of this 2618-nucleotide messenger RNA. RefSeq lists its product as uncharacterized. The record is from RefSeq and is a predicted model, not a curated record. The transcript is spliced from 3 exons. The coding region runs from base 351 to 2258 and encodes 635 amino acids. Lineage: Eukaryota; Metazoa; Echinodermata; Asteroidea; Valvatida; Asterinidae.
UACAUUUUGGGAGGGUCCAAAGGGUGGCAUUGCUCCUGUUCCUGUUGCCUAAUUAAAAAAGACUUUGAAAUCUUUUUCAUUCACUUGGUUCACUCUUUGAGGAAGAAUACACUAAUAAGUGCAUCCAGAAUUACAAAAUCACAGAUGUCAGAUGUAACAGGGACAGGAAAAAACAUUGACCCCAAAUUUAUAGAAUGACCGAUUUAGAAAAUCUCUUAUUUUUUUAUGAUUGAAUCGGAUAUAUGCCACACCCUUUUAACAGAAUGUGAAUUUCUGUUUUAAUACAGGAUCAAUGCCAAAGUGACACAGAUUUGGGAGAUUUCAGGAGCUAAGCAUUGAAGUUUUUCCAAAUGGACGUUAAAAGAGGACACUGCUGGCGCUGUGAGAGGCAGCUUCCAGAGGAUUUAGUGAGGUGCAGCCAGUGUCCGCAGGCUGAGUACUGCAGCAGGGGCUGUCUGCAGGAAGACAGAGUCAGGCAUGGCAGUGUGGAGUGCCAAAACUUUGGGCCAAAACGGUGCAGCCAAUGCGGAAAGCAGGGCAAACUGAAAGAGUGUGCUGGUUGUAACAACGCAUGGUACUGCCAUUCAACUUGCCAGAUGGCAAACUGGCCCACCCACAAACAACAGUGCAAGUUGAUUGAAAGCUACAUCAAGGAAGCCUCAAUGGGAAUGAGAUGUUUUCAUUCUAGGCAAGGGGAAAGUGUCUCUAGGCACCCUGAACCACCGGUCUACAUUGGAAACACCAUUGCGAGUGACUUUCUACGCCUUGAGGAGAAUGAGUGGUCAGGAUUGAGCAUGUUGAGUGGGGAUAUGGGCGAGGAUGAGCUGAAGAAGAAUUACAACUUGCUGUCCAUUGGAUGUGGAGACUUGAGGAGUACCGUGCUGACUGUCGCAUCUUUACCCGCUAAGUAUCUGGGGAAUAUCCAGGUCACGUUGGAUGACCUUGACCCUUUUGUGAUGGCCAGGAAUGUCAUGUUCCUUGCUAUGAUGGUCAGGUACUCCACCAGAGAAGGCAUUGCAUCCUCUUUGGCCACCAUCUGGUACUCAGUUCUUAUUUCCGCCAGUGACUACGACCUUAUUAAGGACACAUUGCAAGAACUUGUCAAGAUGAGCCAAGAGGAACUCUUUGCUCUGACUCACGGACUUGUUACAGUCAGCGAAGCAGACUUGCGCUAUUUGCAGGAAGUCUGGGAAGGUUGGCUGAUGCUGAAGUGCAAUCGCAAAGCGAAAGACUCAAUCAAUCUUCAGCAACAAAGAAAGCGUGUCUUUGACAGCGAUAUUGGGGCAAUUGUUGGGAUUCCUCAGUUUCUCAACCGACUCUCCAGGAGAGAUGCCAAAUUUAUGAAAGACUGGUUUGGCCAUGGACUCUUCCUUCCCACUGACAAAUGUCGCGGAAACAGCGGCCUUGACUUUGACAAUCCAACCCUCACUGGCAGGACAUCAGCCAAUGUCCUCAACAAAACCCCCAAAGAGUAUGAUUUUGCGUACUGCAUCAGGACUGACCAAACUCCUUUUAUAGUUUGGGACUGUCUGCGAGUCGAUGAGUCAACUGAGCAACCUCUCUUGUCUGUGAUGGCCAGGUACCACGACUACGUAACCAAGCUCCUACGGCAAACCAUCAAUUUCAUUAGUCAGGGGCGGCUCACUGUUAACAUCUUUCUUGCUCAUUGUCUGGACUUUCCAAAUCACCAUCUGACUCUGAAUCUGCCACACUAUGACAGAAUCUUCACAUCCAAUCUCUUAGACUAUGUCGGUCUCUGUACACUCCUGAAGGUGUUUAAGCCACUACUGAACCAUGACAACAUGUACUCGACAAUCGUGAAUCAGGCACUGAACUGGAUUGGAAACUGUACCCCACAUGCAGAUGUCCAGAAGCUACCCCCUACUGAAACUUUCAAAUAUCAAAAAAUGUGUCGGCAGGACACAGGUUUCAGCGCCAUAUUGGCGACGGAAUUCAACAACAACCGAGAAUACUACAACACCACUCACUGGUUCCUGGCUUAUCUCCGUGCUGAAAUCAUGGCCGGGGGAGUGGGUACACACGUGCCAGCCACAGAUCACGUACCCAAGCUGAAUGAAGUGAUGCACUACGGUGGGUUGCGAAUGCGCGACUUCCGCAAGGGGCGCAAUAAACUGAUGCCCUUCCAGUACCGCGUGAAUGCAAGGAGAAUAACCAUGGUGGACGGCCACACUAGGAAUGUAGAAUGGUGCCUGCCAGAGCAUAAAAGCUCCUCAUCAGCAGAACCAAUUCACGAAUAAGGUUCAUUGGUUCCCUUUCAUUGGUUGAAAAAAAAACCUACUUAUCUGGACUUAUUUGUCAAUCUCAAUCCCGUGUGAAAAGCAGAUCAUGACAAUCAUGCAGGUAACUAGCCGGCAGCAGGUGUAAAGGCAGACAAAGUAUCAAAGGGUUGGAUGGGAGUCACAACGAUGUUGAAGAAGGCUGAAGACCCUAGUGGCCGGAGAACCCUUCUUGCAUCUGUGUCCUUCUGGUCCCCCCCCCCCCCCAACCAAACCUUCCUAGGUCACAGGAAUGAGUGAGUGAGUGGAUUCCUUAACCCUAACCUCCCCAACUCCAUCAAAAUCAAUCCCCCCAUUUUGGUGGAUUUUGGGGGACUUGGU